CAGUUCCUUAUUUUCGUGUUUAGAAAAUCUUUUUCCUUUUUGGUUUUUCAAAGAAAAUUUCUUUUUUCUGUUUGGUCGACGGGAAAAUCCAGGUAUCCUGAUUUUAUAUAAUGGGUGGAAGUUCGAUUGAUGAUGACUGGGAGCUUCCUUCACUGUCUAGUGCAGUUCGCACUGUGGUCUUAGUUGGACGUACUGGUAAUGGAAAAAGUGCAACAGGAAACAGUAUUCUUGGAAGAAAGGCCUUCAAGUCCAAGACCAGCUCCUCUGGUGUUACAAGCACUUGUGAAUUGGAGAAAGCUGUAUUGAGAGAUGGACAAGUUGUAAAUGUUAUAGACACUCCUGGUCUUUUUGAUUUUUCUGCAAGGUCAGACUUUGUUGGCAAAGAAAUUGUCAAAUGCAUUGAUUUGGCCAAGGAUGGAAUCCAUGCGGUUCUUGUAACUUUCUCAGUUAGGACCCGGUUUUCACAAGAAGAAGAAGCUGCACUACGUAGCUUGCAAACUUUGUUUGGAAGCAAAAUUAUUGAUUACAUGAUUGUGGUCUUUACUGGCGGAGAUGACCUUGAAGAAAAUGAUGAGACUUUGGAAGACUAUUUGGGCCGUGAAUGUCCAGAGCCGUUGAAGGAAAUCCUUGUUCUGUGUGAAAAUCGCUGUGUGCUUUUUGAUAACAAGACUAAGGAUGAAAGUAAGAGGGUUAAACAAGUGCAGCAUCUUCUCUCCCUUGUAAACCAGGUCAUAGCUCAGAAUGGUGGACGACCGUACACUGAUGAGAUAUUCGCUGAAGUGAAGAAAGGGGCUAUUAAACUACGUGAUCAACAAGAAGAGGUUAAUUCCUUGAAGGGGUAUUCUAAACGAGAAAUAUCAGAUUUGAAGGAUCAGAUGCAGCGUGCAUAUGAAGAGCAGCUUAAACGAAUUACUGAGAUGGUUGAGUCAAAGUUAAGAGAGACCACUAUUAGGCUUGAGCAACAGCUGGCAGAUGAACAAGCUGCUCGACUGAGAGCAGAAGAGAAUGCCCAAAUGGCUCAGAUGAGGUCGGAUGAUGAAAUUCGAAAGCUUAGAGAAAAUCUUAUGAGAGCAGAGGAAGAGCUUCGUAAAAGAGGUGAAGGCAAGUGUGCCAUUCUUUAAUGUAAUUCUUGAUAAAGAUAAGUGAUAAGGAGAGUGAUCAUCAAACAUCAAAUCUCUUCCUUCAUUGAACCGUGGUUGAUGUGGGAGUUUGCUGCAACUGUUUGUGACAGCGAUUGAUAUUGGUUAUGAUUUGAUCCUCUUUAUGUAAAUUGGUAGGAUGCUCGCUUAAAAUUUCAAAUUUAUACCUAUACAUAUAUUUUAUGCCUAUAUGUUUCUCUAGUUUG
Messenger RNA from Prunus mume (Japanese apricot), 1345 nucleotides. RefSeq names its product immune-associated nucleotide-binding protein 9-like. Gene Ontology annotation, molecular function: GTP binding. NCBI's taxonomy places the organism in Eukaryota, Viridiplantae, Streptophyta, Magnoliopsida, Rosales, Rosaceae. The record is from RefSeq and is a predicted model, not a curated record.